This is a messenger RNA of Cuscuta epithymum, 3363 nucleotides long. The record is from the annotation of a GenBank genome assembly. Lineage: Eukaryota; Viridiplantae; Streptophyta; Magnoliopsida; Solanales; Convolvulaceae.
GCCAGGAAAGGCCCAAUUGCCAAGCAAACAGACCAAGCCUACAGCCCCAAGUGUCCACUGCCCAAUAUCCAGCAGCCUUGACUCUAUCUUCCAGAUUGGAAACGUCGUCACACCCUAUCCGGACCGCGAGCAGGGAAGCAGCAGAGGCACGUCGCCACGCCGGACUGCCAUCGGCCAGGGCUCCCGGAGAGAGCUCGUCCCGCCGUCCUCCGUCUGUCGUCCGCCUUUCCGACUCGUCAUUCUAAACCUAAUGGCGAGGAAGAAAAUCAAGACCCGCGGCAACGAUAAGAACGUAGCUGAAGCAUCUCAUCAGAUAUUGCAUGAUGAUAUCAUCUCUCACAUCCUGAAAAGGCUUCCCGCCAGAGUGCUAAUGCAAUUCAAAUGCGUCUGUAAAGAUUGGACGCGUUUAAUACGAGAUCCGGAUUUCACAGAAUCACAUCUGUCGCAUUCCCGGGCUCAGCCUACAGUCUCUUAUGUUCUUUGUAUGACCAAUACUGGGGCGUUUGCAGCAGAUCAAAGUCUCGUUCUAAAAAAUUCCUGGGUUCCCGCAAAUCCAGACCUGUUUCGCACUCAUAUGCCUUGCUCCAACUCCGUCAAUGGACUCAUCUGUUUCGGCAGCAGAGGACGGCGUCCUGGAAGCCGCAACAGCCACAACAUAGUUUACAAUCUGUCCACAGGGGAAAAAAGAGAUCUGCCGCAGCCGCCGAUUCCUGGAAUUUUCAGUACAUAUGCACUUGGCUUCGAUCCUGCCAAAAAAAAGUACAAAGUGCUUCACUUCGGCCCAAUUGGCGGCGGCCGAAUUUACGGCCAAAUUCGAGGUUGCCAAAUUUUCACCUUAGAAAGAAACUCAUCGUGGAGAUCUCUGAGUCAUGUACCAAACUCACCAUAUCCGCUCAUUAGAUUGAAUUCGAUUUAUCUUGACGGAAAAAUAUACUACUAUGACCAAAUCCAUAUCCGUUUCUUCGAUUUGACAAGUGAGAAAUUUGGGACCAUUGAACCCCCCCCAUAUUUCUCUCCAUUUUACAAUACUCCCCCCCGAUUAAUAGAGGCCGGAUCAAAUUUGGGGGUUGUGUCUUGGCGCAAUGCAGUCCCGCAUCCGGAGUGCUCAUUUUGGGUCUUGGAACAAAAUUGGUCUUUGAGGUGCACAUUUUCGAUGAAGUUUGAGAAGAUUUGGGGAUCAGUUGGUAGAAGUGUGCUCCUACUAGGAAGAGAAGAUCUGUUUUUGUUCGAUGCCAAUGCUCGCACUCGUAAGAAGCUUAAGAAGGCGAGGGAUGAAUAUACACACGUCUUAUGCAAUCAUGUGGAAAAUAUUUAUCCUCUCUCAACUACCCAAUAGAGAUGUUUUCGAUGCAGACUCCAGAGGUAGUAACAUCCUCUACCAUCUAUAGGUGCAGAUGCUUUUAUUUAUAUUAAGAAUUUACAAUAUGUAGUUUUAGAAAUCUAUUGAAUAACCUUUUUAAAGUAAAAGAUCAUCGCACUAACAAGUUCAAGCUGAAAUAAAAGUUAAAUGCAUUUUGACCACAUGUGCUACGUUACCGUUUACUAGGCUUGUUUGUACUUAAGUUAUUGAAAUUCUUACAUAUUGUGACCAAAAUAAAAAUUGAUUAAGAGACUUAUAUGUAGUGACUUUAGUUAAAGUAACUUAUAUGUAGUGACUCAAGGAUACAUAGAAAUAUAUAAUUAUGCUUUGAUAAUUCUAACAUCUUCUUCUGAACUCUAAUCUCUUUUAGUAGUUGAUGAUCCAGAAGUAUUAGAAUUAUCAUGGACACUUGGGGAUUCAUUUCCCUUCCUAUGUGUGUAGUACAAGUUUCAGUGGUUUCACUUGAAACAAUAGGAGGGUUAAAAAAAUUGGAAUGAGAUGUGAGAUCCUUAAUGCAGGUUAGUAUAAUUCUGGAGGAUAAGAGUCAUUCGAUCAAUGCAUUAAGCUGAUACGGAGGCUGAAACUUAUGGCUUAUGCCUUAUGGGACUAAAUUGAUUUGGAAUAUUGUUUGAGAACCGAUUAUACCCUGGAUCUAUGUCAAAAUUGUACUAUACAACACAUCAUCAAUUAAAUAAAGAACCAGAGAUUGUUUUUGUCCUAUAAAAUAGUUGAGAAAUGUUUUAUUUCCUAACAAUUAAUUUCAGUUUCUCUCGGAACAUAAUGGUGAAUGUAUUAGACACAUGAACUCCCAACCUAGUAACAUUCAGAAAUUUAUAGCACUGAUUUUAAAUAGCAGACAUUUUUUAUCAACCAAGAAUGAUUGUUUUCUGUAUCUGUGUAAUAUGAGCAGCCUUAACAUUUAAAUUCUCAAAAUUUAAAGUGGAAAAUAAUUUAAAUAUCUCAAACUUUAUAUAAAAAGUUAUUUCCGCACCAUUAUUGUAUGUUUUUUACAAAUACAAAUUUAUUGGAAUAAUUACAUAAUUUAUAAUACUAUAUUCAUUAUUAAUAAGUAAAUAAUAUUUUUGAAAUAAAUAAUAUUACAUCUGGGACAAUUUAAGUUUCAUAGCAUCCUCAUAAAUAUAUGGUUUGUGUAUUUUAAUCAUGUAUUUAAUACCAGAAAGUUAUAUUUGUGAAUAAAUAUAUGAUCAUGGUGCUAAUAUAACUUUUUAUAUAAAAUUUGGGGUAUACAUAUUACAUGUGCAAGUUUGGAGUACUUAUCUCACACCCCUUCAAAGUUUGUGAUAUUUAAAUUAUUUUCCCAAAUUUUGAAUUUAAAUUGUAGUUACAUUACUCAAUGCUUACAAAGCUUUGUCACUGCAAAUAUGAUUGGCAAAUUUCAAUAUUUGAAAGUAUUGCAUGCCAGUAAGAUUUGAAACAACUCAUUUUGUUUGACUAAGGUAAAACCAACAUAGUACCUACUUGGGAAUGAUCUUUACCACAAAUCAUUAAAAGUUGCAGCUAAGGAUCCAGAUUCCAGAAUUGCACACCGAGAUCCACAAGCAUGGUUCAAUGCAACACGCUAUGGGGGCAGGCCAGGGCCUUCUGCUUCUACAACUACUAAGAGUUCAAAGAACAAGAGCAGUGAUCUGAAGUAUGAUAUAUUUGGAUGGGUUAUACUUGCUGUUGGUAUUGUUACAUGGGUUGGAUUUGCAAAAUUACAGGUUCCUCCUCCUCCCAGAUAAGAUCUCCAUAUGCACCUCCUCCCAUGAUAUUUGCUGGAGAGUGAUAAAAGAAAGUACUCCUGUUUUGGUUGGUUAUGUAUUGACCUCGUCGAAGCUAGACUUUUAUGAGACUGCUCCCAUUGGAUUUUUAGCUUUGGAUGUGCUUUAUGGCUUUUUAUGACUUCAAAAAAAUAUGUAUUCUGGAACUUCUAUAUUUCACCCGUUUGGGAUAAAACAUUACGAGUAAUUAAUGAUACUAUGCAUUAAACAUUUAAACCUUCA